CCCGCGGCCUCCAGAGCGUGGGCUUCGCCUGCAAGAGCCGCGUGAACCAAAAUAUUUUCAACAGCUUCUGCCGGCAACCCCCAGCAUCCAUGCCCAGGCCCGUGUUGGGGGCCCUGGCGCUCUCCACCGCCAUGAAGUGCUCCCCGCCCGACAGCUGCUUCCUGCUCCUGCGUGUCAACGCCUCCCUCACACUGCACGAGAGUCUGCAGGGCCUGGAGGCCUGCUCCACGAGCCUGGACACCCAGGAGACGCAGUGCCAGACUGUGCGGGUUCCCAGGGCCUCCCGCCGGCAGGUGGGGCAGCAGCUCCAGGUGCACUUUGACUGCUUCGAGGUGGGCGUGGCCCAGACCCUCUACGUCACCCUGAGGACUGUCCCCCACUUCUGCGGGGUCCAGCUGGGCCAGCAAUACCACAUGGAAGCUGAGCAGCUCUCCUACUGGGUGGACCGCAGCCGCAAGGUCGUUCUAGUACAGGUGCCAGAGUCUGGGGGCACUGACUACUACGCGCGGCUCUGUCUGAAGCGGUUCACCUGCGAGGACGCGGGCACCCCAGUGCUGGUAACGGGGAACAGUAUCUCCCGGAGGGUCUCUCUGCCCUACAGCCAAGAGUUGUCGUGCCUGUGCCUUGAGGUCUGGUCGGCGACCCCCGACGCGGUGCGAAUCCAAACCUGCCCCUUCAAAGAUGACACGGAGAGCCUCUGGGACGCCAUCCACUACCACCCGGGGAGCCAGGUGCUGAGCUGGGAGCCCGCCUGCCCCAUGAGAGGCCGAGUGAGUCUGUGCUGGCGGCCAGGGCCAGGGGCCCACUGCCUCGAGCUGAAGCACUCAGGCCGGCCGGCCCGCGGCAAGGUGCAGUACCCGCUCGUGGACACGCAGCCCCAGCUCUGCCUGAAGUUCUCCACGAGCCUGGGUUUCCAAGUGAGGUGCCCUUUCAAGCAGCCGCGCUUCCCAGCCUGGAAGAUGACCGUCCAGCCCGCACCCGCUCCGGGCCGCCUCCGGGUGGCCUUCUUCUCGUCCAGCCCCGCCCGCUUCCAGGUGUGCGUGUGUCACCAGGGAAAGACGUGGCCCCCCGACUGCCGUCGACUGCUCCAGGCCACCCCCGUCCCUGCGGCCUCUGUGAGCCAGGGUGACCCCACAGAGGACCCUGCAGUGGCCUUUGUGGACAUCCCCAGGGACGAGGCCUGCGCACCCAGCACCUGCAUCCAGGGCAGGAGGACCGAUGUCCAGUUCUCGGCUCCCCAGCAGCUCUGCAACCUCCAGUGCGCUGCCACCCAGGGGACAGCAGCCUGAGGCCAAGUGUCUCACCAAGAAGACGUGGGCGCCAGGCCCGACUGCAGGCAUGCGGCAAGGGGCCAGCUCACAUCUGGACAGUCCAGGCCUCUGUUGCGAAGGCUAGGCCUCAGGGCAUGCAGUGGCCCCAGACCAGGGCCUGUGUACCUCUCGGGUCUCCAAAGGUCUGCAGCUCCUCGGGCCCUUGGGCCGUUCUGGGACUUUGGGUCAGAGGAAGGCCCUCCAGCCCCUCCUGAAUCCUGAGUGGGGCCAACAGAACAGCUCCAUGGGUAGCCCCUUCCCCAGAUGGCCUAGCCCCUGACGCACCCGUCUCAGCCUGGUGCAGGCUCCCUCUGGACCACCUGGGGUCAGGGCCAGCAUCCCUGACCCUGAACACGAGGUUCUCUGGAGUGCAGGGUGUGACCCCACCCUUCCUGGAGCUGACCAGGUCUGGGGGGCCAGGACACCCAUACACGGGCUGGGGUCCACACCCUGGGUGCCCCCUGGGGCCCAGAAUAGGCCUUCACCAGCCCCCACCCUUCAAAGACUGCUAAGAACCUGACGCCCACCACCCAAGCACCCACCCUGCACCCACGCCCCCAGAGCUCGGACCACCUUCCACUCCCCAGGCCCCCAGCCAGGACAGUGCGGUGAGAGUCGGCCACUCCGCUGGCCUCAGGGGCCACCUGCCCAGACGAGCCAUUCUCAGACAUGUCGCAUCCCUGAGGUCAUCACGCGCCAUCAUUGCUCAGAGCCACAGGGCUCCUUGGCCCUGCAGCGACGUUUCUGUGUCCCAGACCAGGGGUCGCCCAGCAGUCAGCCGGCUGGGCCUGCCCUCACAGGACCCUCCUGCCAGCUCAUAAGGACCACCGGGCCGCCCCGCCAGGCUGCUGUCUGGAGUCACCUUCACCUGACCGGGGGGGCCAGGCCCCACCCUUGGGCGUAAGCAGGGCUGUGUCUGCGCAUGCGCACCUACCUCCAGGCCCCGGGUCUAUGCUGGGCUGCGGCUCCGCAUGCGCACUUACCUCCAGGCCCGGCCUGGGCUGUGCCUCAUUAGCUGGACGCAGGCCGCUGGACGUCUCGUCAUCACUCCCUUAGUGCGAGCUGCUGCCCCCAGCCGACCAAGAGGGGUCGGCAGAGCCCAUGUACCCCCUCGCUCAGAAACUUCUUUGCCUGGCUCGCUGCUUCCCUUGAGGACAGGGAAGGGGUCGGCAGGGCCAGGGAGCCCUCGUGGGGACUGGGGGACCACGGGGCCGCGUGUGCCCCCUGAAGUGGGGUGGAGAGUGUGACUGCAGCCGAACCCCCUCACCUUGGCCAGGCCUGGCCCCUGGCAGGCCGGUGGGCUGUGCUCUGGGCUCACGCAAGUGCUCCUGCUGUCCUCUGGCGACCCCUGUCCACCCCAAGUGCCCCCUCUCCAUCAAGGCACAGAGGGAGGUGGGGACCAAGGUCCCCACACCACAAGUUCCGGCUUCGCAUGCCUGGCCCACCUCGGGGUCCCUGCCUGUGCAGAGACUGCGGCCUUGACCCAGGGCCUCCCUCGGAAGGA
Molecule: messenger RNA, 2814 nt
Organism: Odocoileus virginianus texanus
Lineage: Eukaryota; Metazoa; Chordata; Mammalia; Artiodactyla; Cervidae
Source: RefSeq, a predicted model, not a curated record